Molecule: messenger RNA, 1363 nt
Organism: Cucurbita moschata (crookneck pumpkin)
Lineage: Eukaryota; Viridiplantae; Streptophyta; Magnoliopsida; Cucurbitales; Cucurbitaceae
Product: gibberellin 20 oxidase 1-like
Exons: 3
Coding region: 54-1214 (386 amino acids)
Biological process (GO): response to light stimulus; flower development; gibberellin biosynthetic process
Molecular function (GO): gibberellin 20-oxidase activity
Source: RefSeq, a predicted model, not a curated record
CACCAAUCCAAAUCCAUUCAGUUUCCACCCUUAUUCUCUCUUCUUUGCAUGCAAUGGCUUUGAACGGCAAGGUGGCAACCGAAUCCGCUCCCUCAAGCUUGAAUGAGGAGACGAAAGGGGAGUACCGUCCGCCAUUUGGGGGCUCCGACGAGUCAAAGGUGCCGGAGGAUUUCAUUUGGUCGGAAAAGUUUGAGGCAUCCGAGUUGCUGCCGGUGCUGGAUGUUCCAACUAUUGACUUGGAAAAGUUCAUGAGUGGCGACAAAAGUUAUGUGGAAGAGGCGACAAGGCUGGUGGAUGAGGCUUGUAGACAACAUGGCAUAUUUUUUGUGGUGAACCAUGGAGUGGACAUGGAAAUGAUGGGCCGUGUUCAUGACUGUAUGAAUGAGUUCUUUACAAUGCCUUUGGAUGUGAAGCAGAGGGCCAAGAGGAGGGUAGGUGAGAGUUAUGGAUAUACCAAUAGCUUCUUUGGGAGAUUCGCGAACAAUCUUCCAUGGAAGGAAACCUUUUCCCUUCGGUGUGUGGCUGCUCAAAACUCCUCCGCUGCUCAUGACUAUGUUCUUGACACUUUAGGCUCAUCAUUCUCCCAUCAUGGGAAGGCGUAUCAAGAGUGUGGGAUAGCAUUGAACCAGCUUGGUAUGAAGAUUGUGGAGCUUUUGGGGCUUAGCCUUGGCGUUUCAAGAGAAUACUUCAAGAAUUUCUAUGAGGACAACGAUUCAAUAUUGAGGCUUAAUUACUACCCAACAUGCGACAAGCCAGAGGUUGUGUUGGGAACUGGCCCUCACACUGAUCCCACCUCCGUCACACUCCUUCACCAAGACCCUGUCAGUGGCCUUCAAGUGUGCUCCAAUGAUCAAUGGUAUUCAAUUCCUCCAAACCCAGAAGCCUUUGUCAUCAACAUCGGUGACACUUUCACGUCUCUCACAAAUGGGAUUUACAAGGGCUGCAUACACCGCGCUGUAGUGAAUUCCAUGAAUGCAAGAAAAUCAUUGGCCUUCUUUCUAUGUCCAUCGCAUGACAAAGUGGUGAGAGCACCGGAGGAAUUGGUGGAGAAGAGUCCACCCCGAAAGUAUCCAGAUUAUAAAUGGCCAAUGUUGCUUGAAAUGACCCAAAAGCGUUACCGACCUGAUUGCAACACUUUGGAAGCCUUCAAAACUUGGGUGAAAGAUGGAAAGGCGUUGGACACUGGGUCCACUAUUACCGCCCCGUCUGCUUAAACCAACCGUAACUAUGUCUCUCUAUGUAUGCCAAUAAAUGUUUCUAUAUUUAUGAGCUUUCUAGGGAAGAAGAACAUCGUGUAGCGUUCGGUCUAUGUCUCUCUUGUGUGUUGCUGGACGUUGCAAUUAAAAUAAACUCUUUAAUAUCA